GGCGGCAGUGCCGGGCCCGGGGCCGGCUGCGAGCGGCCGCCAUGUGGCCGUGCGGCGGGCGGCGGCAGCGCCGCCUCGGGGGCGCAGCGGUGCUGCUCGGCGUGCUCUGGCUGCUGGCCCGGAGGUUUAACUGGAGUGAGCUGAUCCCUGUGCGGUUAUGGGGGAGGACCCUCGGCUUGCAGACAGAAAACUCUCAGUUCCUGCUGGAAGGCAUGCCUUUUCGCAUCUUUGGAGGCUCGAUGCACUAUUUCCGAGUCCCCAGGGAGUACUGGGAAGAUCGCAUGCUUAAGAUGAAAGCCUGUGGUUUAAACACCCUCACGACGUAUGUGCCGUGGAACCUUCAUGAACAAACAAGAGGGAAGUUUGACUUCAGUCAGGACCUGGAUCUAGAGGCCUUCCUUUCGCUGGCAGCUAAAAAUGGGCUGUGGGUGAUUCUGCGUCCGGGACCUUACAUCUGCUCUGAAUGGGACCUCGGUGGUCUGCCCAGUUGGCUCCUGCAAGACCCAGAAAUGCAACUGAGGACAACGUACAAGGGCUUCACCGAAGCUGUGGAUGCCUAUUUUGAUCAUCUACUGCCUAUUGUAGUCCCUCUUCAGUACAAGAAAGGAGGCCCCAUCAUUGCAGUGCAAGUGGAGAAUGAGUAUGGUUCCUAUGCCAAAGACCCAAACUACAUGGCCUAUGUUAAAAUGGCUCUGUUAAGCAGGGGGAUUGUGGAACUGCUGAUGACCUCAGACAACAAGAACGGGCUAUCCUUUGGCUUAGUGGAAGGAGCACUGGCCACUGUUAACUUUCAGAAACUGGAACCUGGGGUACUGAAAUAUCUGGACACGGUACAGAGAGAUCAGCCAAAGAUGGUAAUGGAGUAUUGGACUGGCUGGUUUGAUAACUGGGGAGGCCCUCACUAUGUCUUCGAUGCAGACGAAAUGGUGAAUACUGUAGCAAGCAUCCUCAAAUUAGGAGCAUCCAUCAAUCUCUACAUGUUUCAUGGAGGCACCAACUUUGGCUUCAUGAACGGUGCUUUGGAGACUGAUGAAUACAAGUCAGAUGUCACCAGUUACGAUUACGAUGCUGUGCUGACAGAGGCUGGAGACUACACAUCCAAAUUUUUCAAGCUUCGACAACUCUUCAGUGCAAUCAUUGGCCAGCCUCUUCCUCUCCCUCCCAUGAUUGAAAGCAAGGCAUCAUACGGUGCAAUCCUGUUGCAUCAAUACAUCUCUCUCUGGGAUGUGUUACCAUCUCUUAUACAGCCCAUUAAAUCAGAGUUUCCAGUUAACAUGGAGAACCUCCAUCUGAAUGAUAGCAGUGGGCAGUCCUAUGGAUAUGUACUCUACGAGACUGUCAUAUUUGGUGGUGGACACCUGCAUUCAAGGGACCAUGUCCGUGACCGAGCACAGGUGUUUGUUAACACCAUGUAUGUUGGUGAGCUGGAUUACACCACCGUGGAGCUCUCCCUUCCUGAAGGACAGGGAUUCAGGCAGCUAAGACUCUUAGUAGAGAACCGUGGUCGUGUCAAUUAUGGCCUGACAUUGAAUGAACAGAGGAAAGGCUUAAUUGGUGACGUCUUCUUGAAUAAAACCCCUUUGAGGAACUUCAAGAUUUACAGUUUGGAGAUGAAACCUGGCUUCAUGAAAAGCUUGCAGCAUGUUGCUGGAUGGAGUGCGGUCCCAGAUUACUUUGUGGGUCCUGCUUUUUUUCGUGGAAGGCUGUGGAUAGAGCAUCAGCCACAGGAUACUUUCUUGAAGCUACAGGGCUGGGAAAAAGGCGUUGUGUUUGUCAACGGUCACAACCUUGGCCGCUACUGGAAAAUUGGACCUCAGGAAACACUCUACCUUCCUGGCCCCUGGUUACGGAAAGGAAACAAUGAGAUUGUCAUUUUUGAAGAACGCACUGCAGGACGGAUAAUACAGUCUGUUGACAUACCUUAUUUAGGAAGGACCCAGUAUGUGGACUGAUGGGAGCUUCUUUCCCGUGUUUGGUUCAUCUUGAAUAUUCCUGGUUGCAUGUCUGGGGACACGAUGGCCCAGGCACUUGGGCAUCUUAAUUUCCACUAGACCCAGGUAAAGGAUUUGCUCGUUGGCAGUAAGCUCAGAAGAGAGAAUGGGCCCCGAAGGAACCAGAGUCCGUUAUUGCGUUGAUGGAUGCGGAAGUUCAUCUGCCUGCACUACCAAGGACCCGUGGCUCAGAUGACUGUGCAUGAUGUUACGGACAGUCUGGUGAAUGUGUGGGAGGAAAAAGGUGCUGGAGGUGGGAGAGAGAGAGAGAACUGAAGCCAUCUGAACCGAAACCUGAGCCCAGCUCUCCAGUGACUUUAAAAAUGUGUUAUUACUGGCCUCUUUGUUUUUAUGAUUAGAUAGGGAGAAAAUAGUCAGUGAACAUGUGAGUAACCAGGUGUGGAAAACCAUGUUGUUGUGCUUCCAAGCAGAAUUUAGCAACUCAGUCUGCAAAGAGGCCAUGACUUGUUCGCUUGUUGGAAGCCAAGUUGGUUGUCAAAUAAGUUAACUUUGAGCUUUUUUUCCACUAAGUUUUAAUAUGGAGGUUAUCUCUCUCUCAGAAAAGAAAAAAAAAGUUUUAAAAAGUCAGAUAUGUUUUUUCCUCAAUCAGAAAUACAGUUCUGUUUCAGGUCAGGCAGGAGUGAGAGCUUCCCAUCAUUCUUCCACCUCUGCCCUCACUUUAAAGCACCUGAAGAUGAAAUUCCCCCUUACAAAGGAGCAGCAGUCAGAUUUUGGCUCUACAAGAAGUAAAGGGAUUGCACACACAGCUGUAAAUGGGGGAGCACAUCCAUAACAUCCAUACUUUCUAGUUUACACCUGCUGUGAAAUCAUAGAUUGUUGUUGUUGUUGUGUCCCUCUAAAGAGAAACAUGGAAUUUAGGAAAACAUGCCGUUUUUUUUAACCCAUCAGCUCCACAGUCACUGAGGAGCUGCCACCUUUUUAGUGAGAGAUCGAGUUGAAGCUCUGAGUCUGUUCAGAGUCUCUGAGAAGUCGCUCAGCCCCUGCUUUCUGUUCCAGUAACCGCAGGAGUCAGGCUAUGAGAGAAACACCAAGCAUGCGCACUGGCUCUGAUAAUGGAGUUGCAGGGUAUUCUGGCUCUUAAAAACCAUACUUGAUUUUAUUUAACAAAUUUAAAUAGUUUAUUUAAAACUGAGAACAGACUGCAGCUGUAAUACACUCCAUCCUGGCCAGAGCUGGUCUUACUGAACAUAUAUUUCCGCUGCCAAGGACCAUGGUAGCCUCUGUGCAAGCUGGAAGGGCCCGCCCAGAGUCGUGUGACCAACUUUGAGGAGAGUGGAGCAUAAAAGCAGGGUUGUGUUCAGGACCUGAUCCUUUCGCGUUUCUCUGGAAGUUAUUUCCUUCCCAGGAGGGAAGGUUGCAACUCAGCAGGGACUGGAACUAACAUUAGUGAACAAAACAUGCAGCCAGGAGAGGACAUCACUUGGAAGCUACCUGAAUAGCACAAGAGCUUUGUUUGCCUUUAAAAAUGCCUCUUUCCACUCUAGGGUAUGCAGACUGAACUGAGCUUGGGAUGCUAGUACAAGAACAGAAUAAACCUGCCAGAGUGCAAAGAGCUACCAUUUUAACGCAAGGUAACAAGCCUGUUCCCACAGAGCAGCUAGUGGCCAGUAGGAUUAGACGGUUUCUAUCCAAGUAGCACUUCAGCCAAUGCAUCUAAAGGAACAUUUUUGUGAAGGCUACAUAGCAAGGCUUCUGUGACUGGGAGCUCAAGAAGGCAGCUUUACCCCAGUGAUUUUGAAAUAGUGGGAGAAGAAAACUUGCAAAAAAACAUUUAAAAAAUAUAUUAGGAAAUAUACAGUCAUUAGUUCAACGGGAGGCUCCUGCACUGUGAAGCUAACAAAUCUAUAAUGCUUUAAUAAUUCUGCGUGUUAGGGCUAAAAAUAACCCAGUCUCUUUUCAGGAUUAUAUUUUCCCUCAACUCAAAAGUAAAAUUGUGCUUCAGACCCUUUUGAAAGAAUUGGGACACUGGGGUUUGAUCACGUUUGACAACAACUAUGGAGGGGAUAAGGGUGUUUUGGUGUUUUUUUCCAAGGGCUGGAGGUGGGGAGAAGGGGUAAGUUGUACCUUUGUUUCUUCCUCAGCAAGUUUGUCACUCUCAAAUAGAGUCAACCAAGGCAGUAGCACCCAGGUUCCUCUUCUGCAAUGCUCAGUCAUGUCUCUCUCACUGAGGAGCAAAAUAGUUCAUCAGAGAAUAAAUACCCUUUCUUCA
Molecule: messenger RNA, 4221 nt
Organism: Cygnus atratus (black swan)
Lineage: Eukaryota; Metazoa; Chordata; Aves; Anseriformes; Anatidae
Product: beta-galactosidase-1-like protein 2
Exons: 19
Coding region: 42-1952 (636 amino acids)
Biological process (GO): carbohydrate metabolic process
Cellular component (GO): vacuole
Molecular function (GO): beta-galactosidase activity
Source: RefSeq, a predicted model, not a curated record